UCGCACUUGACGCUCUGCUGCUGUACGGCUGAUGCUGCUCCUCCUGCUCUCAGGUCUCUCCGGACAGGAAUAAAGCGACAUCAGUUACAUGCAACGACCCCAGCAGCAGGGACCUGUCCUGCAACUGCCCCUCGAGUGGUUCGGAUUUUCUCACUGCGUUUUUACUUUUCUUACUGGAAAAGUUCAAUUCCUUAACGAUACUUUGAUGAGGACUCUGUCCAUGUCUCUCGGAUGAUGGCUCAUGCAGUCUCCGUCAUUCCAGUACUUAUUCUGACCAUCGGUUAUGUUGCUGCCAGCGAACUGCGGUUCAUGCCUGAUCCGCCGACGUUAAACAUCAUUGGUGUCCACAGGAUGAACAAGUCUGACAAUGUGACGCUGACGUGCAGGGGUCACCAGUAUCUAACGUGGUCCACUCCUCCUACGAGCACUCACUUCUCCAUCAGCGACUGCAGCGGAUCAGGGCUAUUCUGCACAACACUGACCAUCUCCAACGCUACUGUGGCUGAAAACGGCCAGUAUCAGUGUUACUACAGAGACCUGAGGGCUAAAGAUGGCAAGACGUCAGCUGCAGUUUAUGUCUUUGUCCACGAUUACAAUGUGCCAUUUGUGCCGUCGGACAAAGAAUAUAAGGUGGUGUUUGUCCGUGAAAGAGAGCGCGUAGUGAUACCGUGUCGAGGCUCGGUGGAGGAUCUCAAUGUUACCCUUCACAAUAAGUAUCCAAAUAAGGAGCUUCAUCCCGAUGGAAAGGAAUCUCUAUGGGACGCUAGGACGGGCUUUACGGUUCCUAGCUAUCUGAUCAGUUAUGCUGGCGUGGUGUCCUGUCAGACACGGAUAGGAAAUGAGACGUUCAAGUCCCCUCUUUACAUCGUGGCAGUUAUUGGAUACAAGAUCCACGACCUCACCCUGACCCCGACACAAGUGAAGCUGUCUGUGGGGGAGCAGCUGAAGCUCAGCUGCACUGCCCGCACGGAGCUCAAUGUGGGCAUGUCAUUCAACUGGACCCACUCUGGUGGGGCACUGACACAGGGAGACUAUUCAAUGACUGCGCACAAGAAAAAGAUGUGGGACUAUCUGGAGCUUUCAAACACCCUCAUAGUGAACAAUGUGACUCUGGAUCAUCAUGGAGACUACACCUGCACUGCGUCCAGUGGGAAGAUGGAGAAAAGUGCCACGGCAUCUCUAAUAGUAUACGAAAAGCCUUUUAUUGACAUUGAAGAGCCAUGGACAAAGAUGAGGGAGGUCAUUGUGGGAGAUCUCAUCUCCAUAAACCCUGUCAGGUUCUCAGCCUACCCAAAACCCAGCUUCAAGUGGUUGAAGAAUGGCGUUCCUCUGAAGGACGAUUACAGAAUAAAACAAAGAAACGAAACCCUCCUUAUCCGUGUCGUCACUGAAAUGGACGCAGGAAACUACACAGUAAUCCUGUUCAACGCAGUUACGAGAGAGGAACAUCGGCGCUCCGUCCAACUGGUGGUCAAUGUGCCUCCUCACAUCAUUGAGAAGGAGGUGGCAGUGGACAAUGACCUGUACCCGUGCGGCAGCAGCCCCACCUUGAGGUGCACAUGUCGUGGAUUUCCAGUACCCACACACGUUCAGUGGCAGUGGAUGCCCAAAGAAGAAUGUCCAGACGUCUUUAAGCCAGGGUUUAACAGGUCUGAGAUACAAGUGGAAAAGUGCAGCGGUUGGAGAGACGUCACCAACAGCACCGCUCACAAUUUCAUUGAGCGAAUUAUGACUAAAACUGAUCACAUCAACAAGAAAAUUACAAGCUCUUUGAAGAUUCAAAAAGCUGAAGCUCACGCCCUCUACAGAUGCAUGGCUGCCAACAAGGUUGGAGAAGACUCGCGCGUCAUCGUUUUCCACGUCACACGUGGUCUCCAGGUGAGCAUGUCUCCGUCCAAUGAGCCUUUAGAAGAAGACGAUGUCAUUCUGAGGUGUAAAGCAGACGGGCUGAUAUAUGGUAAUCUGGCUUGGUUUCGUGUGAGCAACACCUCUGAGUCAGAGACCUCGUCGGUGCAGCUGUGUCGAUCUCUGCUCUUGGAGCAGAACCCUCUGUCGCAGGUGGUACUGUCCAGCCAGCAGGGUAACAAUGUUACGCUGGACCUGUUACUGCCCAAUGCUUCCCAUCAGGCUGAAGGAACCUACGCCUGUCAGGUGGAGAACAUCAAGACGAGGGAGAGGACCUGUCUGCUGCGUCGACUCUCCCUCAAAGCUCUUGAAGCUCCGCGGAUCCUUAACAAUUUAACCGACCUCAAAGUUAACGUCAGUGCGAUGAUACGUCUCCACUGCGAUGCUGAAGGGAUACCGAGCCCACAGGUGGUGUGGACCAAAAACAAUCAGACUGUGUUGGAGGGAUCAGGUGUGAUUCUGAGUGAAAACAAACAUACUUUGACGAUUCAGCGUGUGAAGAAAGACGACGGUGGUCUGUACACCUGCACGGCCUGUAACAGCCGUGGCUGUGAGAGCUCACAGGCGGUGCUGACAACUGAAGGGGCUGAAGAGAAGACCAACGUGGAACUCAUUGUUCCAAUCGGCUCAGUCGUCAUCGCCAUGUUUUUCUGGUUGCUGAUUGUUUUCGUCAUCCGUGGGAGAAAGAGGCCAAAUGGCGUGGAUCUAAAGCCAGGAUAUCUCUCAAUAAUCCUGGAUGCAGAGGACAUGCCUAUGGACGAGCAGUGUGAACGGCUCACCUAUGAUGCUAACAAGUGGGAGUUUCCACGAGACAGACUUAAACUUGGUGACCCACUGGGACGCGGAGCAUUUGGUCAGGUGGUAGAAGCAGCUGCCUUCGGUAUCGAGAAAGCAACGACUUGCACAACUGUUGCAGUCAAGAUGCUUAAAGAGGGAGCCACAUCCAGUGAGUAUCACGCACUGAUGUCAGAGCUGAAAAUUCUCAUUCACAUUGGACAUCACCUGAAUGUUGUCAACCUGCUGGGAGCCUGCACCAAGGCUGGGGGACCACUGAUGGUGAUUGUAGAAUACUGUAAACAUGGAAACCUCUCCGCUUACCUUAAGAGCAAGCGUGGAGAGUACAGCCCGUACAAGAGGAAGCGGGUUGAUAGUCAGAAAUGGGCAUCUUCCCAUGAGAAUGUAACUGCAACGGAUCAGGAUCUGGAUAAAGUUGCCCAGUUGGAUAUCCUCACUGGAACAGCAAUCUGCACCACAGCUAAGGACAGGCCCUCAUGCAGCAACAGGGACCCUCAGGGAGAUGAUGAGAGCUCAGAUGACGACCACCUGACUAUGGAGGAUCUGAUAAGCUACAGCUUUCAAGUGGCCAAAGGCAUGGAAUUUCUGUCGUCCCGCAAGUGUAUCCACAGAGACCUGGCAGCCAGAAACAUCCUGCUUUCAGAGAACAACGUGGUAAAGAUCUGUGACUUUGGCCUCGCCAGGGACGUUUACAAAGACCCCGACUAUGUCCGUAAAGGAGAUGCCCGUCUCCCUCUAAAGUGGAUGGCUCCUGAAACUAUAUUUGACCGUGUGUACACCACACAGAGUGAUGUUUGGUCCUUUGGGGUCCUCCUCUGGGAGAUCUUCUCUUUAGGGGCUUCUCCGUAUCCUGGUGUUUGUAUCGAUGAGUCUUUCUGCAGGAGACUUAAGGAAGGAACCAGAAUGAGGCCGCCAGAAUAUGCAACCACAGAGAUAUACCAGACCAUGUUGGACUGCUGGCUGGAUCACCGUACAGACAGGCCCACGUUUGCAGAACUGGUGGAACAUCUGGGCAACCUGCUGCAGGCCAGUGCUCAGCAGGAUGGAAAGGACUACAUCCCUCUGACAGCAGGAGAAGCAGAGGUAUCUCCAGUGACUCCUGAUUCCAGGGAUCCUUACAGCGGUCCUCAGAGUGGAGAAAUCCACGAGGCCCAGCUUCACUAUGAUAAUCCACGAUCACUGGGGCUGAUCCAGCAAAGUGAAAGAUGCAGUCGCCCUCUCAGCCUGAAGACCUUUGAUGACAUUCCAGUUUCACACAGCAGUGUGAUGGAGGGUCAUCUAGACAGUGGGAUGGGCUUCUCACAAGAGGAAGUGAAGGGGUUAAAUCAACGGCUGCAGACCACACCCACCUUCAGUCAGCUCCUGCGCUGCAAGAGCAAAGAAUCCCUGGCCUCAGAAUCAUCCAAUCAGACCAGCGGGUACCAGUCAGGGUACCACUCUGACGACACCGACUCCCCCAUCUAUGCUAACGAGGAGGUCAUUAUGAAGCACAAAAUGCUGAAGAGGCCUCCGUUGCCUAAGACAAUGGAAAAGUUCGGUGCAGAGAUCCGCUACAGCACACCACCGGUCUGACCAAAACUCCUCUCCACAGUAACGUUCAAACGUUGCUCAUUAUCUUCGUCCUCCAUCACACUGAAGCCAAGAACAAUGACACAUGAAAUGCAACCCCAUGGUAAAUGUUUUUGCUGCAGAUAACUGAAGAAAUCAGUGGAGAAUAAUAGUGUUUAAAUGAUAGAUUUGAGCUGCAGCUCUGCUUGGAGCUGAAGGAAUGCUAUCAUGUUUACACAGCAAGUAAGGGUCCUGCCAGUCUCUGGGACACAUCUACUUCCUGAGGCCAAAUUCCCGGCUCCCUACUUCCUUUGUAAGAGGAAAUGGAUUUUUUUUUGGAAUUCAAAACAGUCAGUGUUUUCUGUUUCUCAGUUGUUGGCACAAUUAAUGUUGGUCAGGCAGAGGAAGCCAUUCAUUCUUUGUACAGUUUUCUUUGUGAAACAUAUUCUACCCUAUAGAAAAUAUAUGACUUAUGGCUCAAUAAAUAGCAUUAGUUUUAUAAAAUAAACAUACUAACUAAUACAAA
Molecule: messenger RNA, 4774 nt
Organism: Cynoglossus semilaevis (tongue sole)
Lineage: Eukaryota; Metazoa; Chordata; Actinopteri; Pleuronectiformes; Cynoglossidae
Gene: kdr
Product: kinase insert domain receptor (a type III receptor tyrosine kinase)
Exons: 30
Coding region: 232-4272 (1346 amino acids)
Biological process (GO): regulation of MAPK cascade; positive regulation of angiogenesis; positive regulation of cell migration
Cellular component (GO): signaling receptor complex; plasma membrane
Molecular function (GO): growth factor binding; vascular endothelial growth factor receptor activity; ATP binding
Source: RefSeq, a predicted model, not a curated record